Molecule: messenger RNA, 5934 nt
Organism: Xyrichtys novacula (pearly razorfish)
Lineage: Eukaryota; Metazoa; Chordata; Actinopteri; Labriformes; Labridae
Source: the annotation of a GenBank genome assembly
UUUCCGUUUGGAACCCACAGAAGAAGAAGAAGCGCAUGCGCGUCCUCUUCACUUCGGCACAACAAACAAGAUGGCGGCGGUAGAGGCAGAAACGAACCACGAAAGAGGAAAACUGGGGUUGUAUCCUUUAAUAUCGGAUCAAUAUAUGUAUUUUUAAAGUCAGAGUUGUUUUGUUAAGAUGUAUUUCCACUUCAAAUGAUUAAAAAUAUCACGAUAACCGCUAACUGUCAGCUCUGUGAGUCACUUUUCCCGACUCCGUUUCACUAACCGCUUUAUGACUUUAGUGUCUCAGGGUAAAGUUUUUAUGUUGAGCUCUUUAUAUCACUUUUUUUGUUUCUUAUUUUUGAUUUUCUGUUAUUCUUCUCGCUAUUGGUUAAAGGUGCAGAUGGUCUGAGAUACUUUAUUCAGGUCUGGGGUGAAAAAUGAAUGAAUGAUUUUAUUUAUUUCGAUUUAAUAUGACUGAAAGGGUGUAGGCAGAAGCAAUGCUUAUCAAGACCUAACCUUUAUACCAUACAUGGAGUACAUUAUACAAAUACCAAUACUUCAAUAUUCACUUUUCAAAUCAGAUAGAGUAAUGAACAUGUUUUACACAUUACAAUAAUAAUUAUACAUCAUUUUCUCUACAAUAUUGAGAAAUAACAUUGUUCUUGUAAAGUUUGUUCAUUUUUUUUUUUGUUCCGCUCAUGGCCAUUUUUCAGCAUUUCCAUACACAAAAGGCAUUUAACAAAUGUAGCACAGCACAUGACCGGAAGGGAGCGGGUAGAAGACAAAGCUUAUUUUACCUUCCCCUCAUUCAGAACAGAAACAAACAAUUAUAUAAGAUGGUCUGUCCACUUCAGCUUAUUUUCCUAUAACUUAACAAACAAUAUUCCAAUCACAUAAAAGAAAACAAACAAAAGCAAAGUCAGUGUCCGCUUCAGAAAUAUGCAUAUACAAAACACGACUCGUCAACUUCAUGUUUUGUUAUUAGACUUUCUUUAUACUUGGUUUUAAACUGAAAUAUGUUUGUGCAGCCCUUUAAAGUAUUCCUCUGGGGGUUCCACAGAAAUACACAACUGGUGCUUAAAAUUAAAUCGCUGUCUGUGCUCUUCAUCCUUUGAACUGAAAAUAAACAUCUUUUGCAGGUUUUUUUGGUAACAUUUUGUAUCUUGCCCUGAAUAUUAUUAUGAGUAUCUGUAAUUUAAUGAGAUGAUUAAAGUCUCUUAAAGCUUACCUGAGUACUACAUUUUCUCCUUUCUACCGGACAGUCGUUUCAUAUUUUCACCCCUUUUUACAGACACACAUAAAUUUUUGACAUUUGUUCGCGCUUUCGGUUUCUGAAAUAAUCCAUAGCCUCUUAGAUUGUAAUUAGAGUCCCUCAGUUUAAACAGGUUCUGGACAUGUUGUGGUAAGGCUAGGUUUUUUGUCUUUGUACAUGAUUUGUAUUGUGAUGUAAAAAUUUAAGGAAGUAAUAAGGGGAUGGGUUGAUUCAUGGUAAUGUUUGCUGCAGAUGACUUGCUUUUUUAAAAGAAACUGAGUUUGUAUUUGUUUUAUAAGUGUUUCCCUAAAUCUCAAUGCAAUAAGUCAUGUACAGAGUUAUCAGGGAAUAGUAUAGAGCGGCUAACCCUUUUUGUCAAAGUAAAUCUUUGGCUUGAUACAGAAUGGCGAUAGAUUUUGACAUUCUCGAUUUAAUCUGAUUUAUGUAUGAUUUCCAACUAAGUUUGUUAUCUACAAUGAUGCCAAGGAAUUUAUUCUCAGUUACUACCUCGAUUUCCUUAUUGUCUAUAGUUAGAUUUCUACAUUGAAUUACUUGCUUAUUUCCAAAUAUAAAACAUGUAGUUUUGCCAAAAUGGAGUGACAGUUUAUUCGUGUCAAACCAAGUUUUAAACUUUUCCAACUCUUUUUCCAUCGGGUCUAGAAGCUGUUCCAGAUUACUAUGACUGCAAAACAAAGUCGUAUCAUCAGCAAACAAGAUACAUUUCAGCGAUUUCGACACCAGACUUUUAUCAUUAAUAUAUAAAAUAAACAACAAUGGACCAAGUACAGAGCCUUGCGGCACUCCACAGUGUAAAUAGAGGAAACAGAGAAAUAGAGGAUGACUGAGGUCAAUUUAACGACAAUGCUGUAAUUAAACGGCAUGUCUCUUUAUAAGACACACUUGAGUUCCUCUGGUCUUUCUUGACCCUGCUGCAGCUCUCUGGAUGUCCCCUUUCCAUCAUCCCUUGAGGCCUCCAUCGCUCUGCGAUCCCUGUCUCCGGAUAAGGAGCCAAGGAGAGGAGGCAUUAGUAAGCAGCUGUCGGUGUCCGGCAGCACGCUCUCAGUGUGAGAAAACAGCAGAUUUAACCCUCCUCAUCUUUAAUCUGAUCUCUUUAAACUCAUAUUGACCUUUUUUUUCUUCAUGUGUUUCAGGAGGUGGAGCGCAGACGAGGCUCGGAUCCUUAGAGUGUCUGUAAAUUCCUUUCUAGUUCAUCUAUCUUUGGUAAUAGAGACCAUGGACAUGUUUGGACCUGCUGUCUCUCAGUGAAACCUGAUGCACGACUGAUCUGUCUCAUCCUCCUCUGGACUCGACUCAGGCUUGACAUCUGGGAGACCACCAGGUUCAGAAUCAGAGAUGGAAGUCUGAGCAGCCGGCAGCUUGGACUUUGUAAAGAUCUCACACUUUUCCAAGUGGGUUUACAUUUAAGAGACUUUAGUUUCACUGGUGACGGGUGUGGGUGAAAAAAGGACAAACAUGGAUUCAAGUUCAAGCAAAAGAGAAACUCCUGUCUGGUCUCAGCUCCUCAGAUUCUUGGGAUUUUUGUGUUUGUAGGAUAAUAAUCUUACAAAGACAAAAAUAUAUAUGGAGAGGCAAUUCAAACGGAAGUUUUUACUCUUUUUGACAUUUUUUGGACUAAAACAUUUCCAGAAAUCUGAAGUUAACGCUUUUAAAUUUCAGAAAUAAUUUGGCUUGAAUGUGUGUCAUAAAAGUUAAAGUUUUUUAUCCACUUGAUAAUGUGAUGUAAUUAUAAAAAUCUCAAGGGGGUAAACUUCCUGUUGAACAUUUUUGGACUUUGUCUUGUUUUUAAGUGAAAGCAGACAAAGUUAAAGAUCCUGUGAGGAACUUUUUAGGUUUGUGUCAGUUUGGGCGCCCCCCUGUGGACAAAGAUGUUCAUCUCAUCACUUUGCUGAUCUCAUUCUGGUUAAAAUUGCUGACAUUAAAGUCUUAAAACUUUGAAAUGGUCUUGUUGCUGAUGGUUUUGUUUCACUUUGUAGGCCAUAAUAAAGGGCUCAGGAUUAGUUUCACUAUGUUUUAUUAUUGGUUAAAAUCUCCUUACUGGACCUUUAAAUGAUUGAUGUUUAAAACAUGACGUCAAAUUAUCUUAAGUCAUGAAACGAGUGAAAGUAAAAACAAACAAGAUGAAAAGUACGGUAAUGUAUAGGACCAUGGUGAUAUGGGACAUAUUAUCCAAGAAAACAACAAAUACAGAUUUAAAGAUCCAGUUAAAGUACAUUUUUUAGUCAAACAGCUCCUUAUUUAGAUGAAGCUACUUUGUAGAAUCAAUCAGAGUUUGUCUGAUUUACUUGAAAUAUCUAAAGUCUGCUUAAGUAUUAGGUAUUGUUUCUGUAAAUUAAUUCAGUUAUGUGGAUUGUAAGUUGAUAUCUGAACAUCUGAUUAUUUCAUAACUAUAGCUACACUGUGAAAAUGAAUAAGCUCCACUAACGUGUAUGUUGUUUGUAUUGUUCUAGUUUUGUUGUUUGUCUUGUAGGCUGUUGUGAGUUGUGGUUAUCUUUGUGGCGUGGUGUUUUUUUUUGGUUGUUUCUUUUGUCGUUUCACUGAGAUGGAGAGCUGAUUGUUAAUGUAGACUCCAGGGGGGUAUUCCAUCAAGCUCGCUUAGCUCAAAGUCUGGCUUAAAUGGCCAAGUCUCGCUUAUUUUAGUGAGAGUUGAGUUUCACCAAUGUGGCUAAGAUUAGCUCCAACUUGGUAACCAUGGAAACAUGGUUCUGGCUAAGCCGGACACUUGGAGCUAAGCUCUGACUUUCUGUUCCAUCAACCUGAGCCUCAAUUCUGUUCCAUCAAAGUGGUUAACACGAAUGCCAGCCUUGUAACCAUGGUGACUUAUGCUGCUGGCCAAACCUGGUCUGGAGCAGGAUUAAGGUGAAGAUUAACUCCACUAAUGUCCAAAAAAUGUCCAAAAGACAUGUCUGUUUUGCAUUUACAUACACAAUGCACUGAUAAAAUAAUUUGUGAAACCAAAACGUGCUUUCCAUCCACUUUGUAACUAAAAGUGCAUUUGGUAAGUAUUAUGAUUUUGUAAAAAAUAAAAACCAAUCCGUUUCCGUUUAUCUUGAUUGCAUCCUUAUAGAUAAAAGAUGAAUAAAAUAAAUAACAAUGAAUAAAUUUAAAGGUAUGAUUAAAACACGUAGAGGAAGCCUACAUAAGUCACCUAAAAUGUCCUCCAAUCGACUGCCCCUGACAGUCAAUGAUGGCAAGGUGUAGACUAUUAAGCAGAGCAGUCAAGUCAGGCAGGGGGACACACAUUCAGCAGAGACAAAGACUAAGAGAACAUGGCAUGUCCAUUCAUUGAGGAUGAGGAGCCAAUUGACGAGGGGGCACAAAUAAUUCAAAGGGCCUUCUUCAGGCGACCACCAGCCCCGAGGGUCUUCCAGGAGAGGAGAGGAGGAACACAGUCACAGCUUUACAGUUAUAUUUACUAAUACAUUUCACAUUAUUACAAUUAUUAUGCAUUACUGACCAUUUGAAAGGAUGUUUUUAUAUUUUAUUUUGACCUGUUGCCAGGUGCGUUUCUGGCCUCCGAGGUUGCUUCUGUUUGGACAGUAAAAGGAGGUUAAUAAAGACACAGUGAAUGCUGAGUGAGUUUUAGUUAGUUCCUCAUGCUACUGCACAGUCAUGAAGGUAAAAUGAAGGAAUUAGCUCCUUUUUAUGCAACAAGAGAAUCAAUUAACCCCUGCAAACAUUUAAACAGCGCUCCUCUGAAUAGGGGGAAAUUAGGUACAUACAUGAUCAAUUGUGUGAUAAAUGUUUUGCAUAUAAAACAAUUUGAUUAUAGCCACUUCAACUCCGAUUAUAAAUCUGAUUAAAUCACUAUCUGUAGCCUACAACUUGUCUUGUAGUGAAUUUCUUUAAUUUUACAGCCUAAAUUACAAUUCUGUUAUGUCAAACAGGUUGUAUCAUUAACAUUGAGACGGGAUUAUCAUCUGAAAUAAUGAAUGGAUAAAACAUCACUUACGCCUUCAGCCUGUCGGCAAUUGUCUUCCAUGCUGCCUCUCUCGCUUUGUUUAUUUGAGCGGUGUUACCUUUUUUAGUUAUUAUAUCACGGUAAUCAUCAUAUAACUCCAUAAGGAGGUUUUGUUCAGCAUCAGAAAAUCUCUGCCCGUGAUUUUGCGGCAUUCUGAGCCAUUUUGCAACACUUUCAGCACUCGACUUGUUGGGUCUUUUUAUAUUCCGCGGGGAGGCGCUCAGUGUGAGGUUUAACAGGUGAGGCUAGAAUUAGCGUCAAGUGGAGCCAGCUGAUCUCGUUUGAUGGAACGGGUUGGGGCUAGGUUUGGAGUUGCCGUUAAUUCAAGCUUCAAGAUUACACCAUAGUCCCGAUUUUCUUAGCGACUUUGAUGGAAUACCCCCCAGGAAGAAGAGCGAUGACCUUAGCCAAAGCUAAUGGAGAUCUAAAUAAAUAAAUGAAUGAAUGAAUGAAUGAAAAGAUGGAAAAGGAUCUCAUCGUAUCCUGCCAAUCGAACUUUAAAUUACUGAAACAAGGUUUGAGGUCUAGACAGACCGCCCUUUCCUGAGACUAAUGAGGUUGAUGUGGGCGUAUGAAACCAAAUGUGAAUUUUCUAGUCAGUAAUACUCUAAAUCUGUGACAGAAUUUCACUCUGAGUGUGUCCAGCAGAGGGCGCUGCAUGAUCAUAAACUCAUUCACCUGUUUAUUCAUUUAUUUGACCUCCUUUAAUCCCAAAUCC